This is a messenger RNA of Cydia strobilella, 382 nucleotides long. RefSeq lists its product as uncharacterized. NCBI's taxonomy places the organism in Eukaryota, Metazoa, Arthropoda, Insecta, Lepidoptera, Tortricidae. Bases 7 to 363 code for a protein of 118 amino acids. The record is from RefSeq and is a predicted model, not a curated record. The transcript is spliced from 4 exons.
AAUAAUAUGUCUGAUUUAAAAAAGAUGAUGCGACUAAGACAAAAACAUGUGCCAGAGGGAUUCUCGCACCUAACUGAAGAUACAGUGUGCCGUAUCGACGAAAACCAUCAUGUCAUUGGCGUCCUAUAUUUGGAGAAAAAUUUAUUGACUAUGUGCACGAUGAACGAGAGUACGGGCCAGAUGCUGGCCGCCAGGCUGCCCGAUUUCACGGAGCUGGUCCGACAAGCUAUCGGUGAAAUAGACGUGUUAGAGGAGCUGGUAGCGUAUCGUAUCGAGACUCGGAACGUAGAACUGCUAGUAGCGCCCGCGUGCCACUGCACUGCCGUUGUGCUGCAUAAGAGGAAACCGAACAAGCGAUCAUAAUCCUAUCCUAUCUCUAUCA